GAAGAAAAUGAGUCGUAUUGAAUUUUUUAAGGUUGCAUAUUCAAAGAAAGAUGGUCGACCAGCUAAUGAUGCUGUUGCACAAGCCUUGUCAGACAUGGAUGAACUUAUGUCACAAAUGCCAGAGUCUUCUAUGCAAUCGUCAUCAGCAGUAGAUGAAGUUUUCACUCAAGUCAUGGGACCGGAGUGACCUGGACAUGUUAGAACAUAUGGUUUUGGACCAUCUCCGAGAGAUGUGUUUGGACAUAAAAAAUCAGAAGAAAUGCAAGCAAUGCAAUCCCAACUAGAUGAGCAAUUUAGUAGACAUAAGACAGAGAUGGAGGCUAAGCAAUUAAAGAUGGAGGCUCAGCCGGCACAAAUGGAGAAGCAAAUGAGUCAGAUGGAAGCUAAGUUUGAGGCUCAACAAAGACAAUUUGAGGUUUUUCUCGUUCAAAUGCGUGCAAUGGGUAUGCUUAUUCCUGAACCAGCUCGCAAAAACACAAAUCCACUUCCGGUUGAAAAGGUACCUGAUGCAUCUAGUACUCAUAAUAUAAACUCCCAUCGAUCAUCAAUGAGGAGUGAGUCAAGAAGUCUGGCAGUGCGAGACACAGAGUUUCGCGGUCAUUCUAGAGCAUCUUCAUUUGGUCAGGUACCAACAAUGCAGAUAUUGUGGAAAUUGGAGCUUCAAAAUCGUGUAAUAAUUGGGUGAAAGGGGAGAAACUUUAUAUCCCACAUUGCCAGCCAAGAUACAAUGGAAGAAAGAUUUGGUGUUGUUAUUUCACGGCUGGAGAUCCUUGUUGGCCGGACAAAUCAUAUUGUGAGGCCAACUGCCCACUUCCACCUGCUCUACAAAUUCCUUAGACUUGUAUAACGCUUUUCAUAAUGUUGUAUGUGCUCCACAUUAAAGCUAUUUGUUCAAUAAAAUUUUUAAUAAUCAAUCAUCAUUACUACAAUGUGUCGAAAAAUUACGUGUAUCAAGUCAAUCAGAACAUCUCUUGCAAGACUUAUACUUAUCAUUUUCGAGAUAUUAACCAUUAGAACUGCAUAUGAGAUAUGAUAACAGAUUGACACUAGUUCAUUG
This is a messenger RNA of Ilex paraguariensis (yerba mate), 1057 nucleotides long. NCBI's taxonomy places the organism in Eukaryota, Viridiplantae, Streptophyta, Magnoliopsida, Aquifoliales, Aquifoliaceae. The record is from the annotation of a GenBank genome assembly.